This is a messenger RNA of Schistosoma curassoni, 2566 nucleotides long. NCBI's taxonomy places the organism in Eukaryota, Metazoa, Platyhelminthes, Trematoda, Strigeidida, Schistosomatidae. The record is from the annotation of a GenBank genome assembly.
CUGAUAUUCAGUUGGAUACUUAUUGUUAUAUUGUUGAUAGUAAUCAGCGGAAAACUCUGAAAUUUAAGCCUUAUGUUAGCUGUCACAUAAGAUCGAUGGUUCAAUAUGAACGUCAAGGCAGUUCUACUGUACGGAGCUGAAACUUGGAGAUCUACUACAACAAUCAUCAAGAAGAUACUCAAUACCAGUUGACCGGAUACCAUCAGCAACAGUAUAAGUGAGAACAAAUUAACUACCCUCUGAGAUGGAAAUUUAAAAAAAAACGUUGGAAACAGAUAGGACUCACAUUACAGAUAUCACCAAACUGCAUCACGAAGCAAGCCGUAAUUUGAAAUCCUGAAGGGAAACAAAAAAGGAGGAAGCUCAAAGAAUACACUAUGUUGGAUAUUGGAAGCAGACAUGAAAAUAAUAAAAAAUUUAAUGGGAAACAACCAGAAAGGAUUACCCAAGACAGAAUUGAAUUAAGAAUGCUGUUAUUCGGCCUAUGCUCCUUCAUGAGGGGUAACAGGCCUAAAUAAUCAUUUUCUUGAUCAUCAUAUCAUAGAGAUUAAAACAUAAAUUAUUAACAUUCAUUAACAUGGAGCAUAUUAAAAAGAAAAUGUUGGCAAUGAAAUUAGACAAAGAGAAUGCUGUAGAUGAGGCUGAUCAGCUAGAGGCAAAAUUACGUGAAAAAGAAUUAGAAAUGCAAACUAAAGAUGAAGAAGCUGCAGAAGUGAUCAAAAAAAUUCAACAAGUUGACACUGACAAAGAAACCGCACAAACUCAAUUGGCUGAAACUAACACUAAAUUAGAAGAAACAGACAAACGAGCAACUGAGAACAAUCAAAAUCAUUCAGAGAAUGUUUCGGAUGUAAUUGAAUCCACCAAAUUCACCCCACGAGUUUCAUUUUACAAUACAUCUCGAGAGUCUAAUGAGCACACCUGGGACGGCUCAAUUGUGAAGAGUCAGGUUCAUAAGAUUAAGCACUUAAUACACAAAGGAGUAAGAAGAAGGAAUCAAGACAACUCAAGAAUAAAGGAAGAGCCAAAAAGGAUAAAAAGUUUUUUAACGCUACUUUCUUAUGACUGGAGAUUCGGCUACCAAAAUCGACUGUCGGAUGUAAUAGAAUCUGGAGUACAUCCAGUGGAAUUACUCGGACCAAGGUUAGAACCUGAGGGUGAAGACCAGGCGACUUUAGAGAGCUAUUCAGAGUGCAGGAAUUUAUUAUACGAAGGGACGGAUGAACCGUUAUUUUCCGAUUAUGGGAGCGAAAGUGACGAUGAAGACGAAUACAUUAAACGGAGACGCUGCUCGAAGUUCAUCGAUGACAACUCUGCUAUGGAAGAAGCUUUAUCAGCCGUUUAUCUUAAUUCCGGAACCCUCAUAAAGAUGGCAAUCAUUGGUGUUGAGCUGCAAAAUGUUAUCAAAGUUUCCUUACGAAAGGCUGAAGCUGAAGUCGCCUCACUACAGAAGAGAAUUCGACAGCUUGAAGAUGAAUUGGAAUCUACCGAGACUCGACUUCAAGAAGCUACUGUUAAGCUCGAAGAAGCGAGUAAAGCUGCUGAUGAAAGUGAUCGUGGUCGUAAAGUAUUGGAGAAUCGUACUUUCGCAGAUGAAGAACGUAUCAAUCAGUUAGAAGAACAAUUAAAAGAAUCUACAUUUAUGGCUGAAGAUGCUGAUCGAAAAUACGAUGAGGCGGCUCGUAAGCUGGCUAUCACGGAAGUGGAACUCGAACGGGCUGAGUCUCGAUUGGAAGCUGCCGAAAGUAAAAUUACAGAACUCGAAGAAGAGUUACGCAUUGUUGGUAAUAAUGUAAAAUCUUUGGAGAUAUCUGAACAAGAGGCAGCCCAACGUGAAGAGGCAUAUGAAGAGAAUAUUCGUGAUUUAACUGAGCGCUUAAAAGCUGCUGAGGAUCGAGCUCAAGAAUCUGAACGACUUGUCAACACUUUACAAGCUGAUGCCGAUCGUCUUGAAGAUGAAUUGGUCACUGAGAAAGAGAAAUACAAAGCACUCAGUGAAGAAUUGGAUUCAACCUUUGCAGAACUUACUGGAAACUAAUUAUCACAUGACUUCUAUCCUGUUUCCCCCCUCUCGCUCUCUUUUUUCUCUUUAUAUUCUAUAAACUGUUACUAAGUAUUUUUUUUCGAUCCUUACCCAACUGGCACUUUAAUUCAUUCAAUAUAUUCUGCUUAUAUGAUAUACAAUUAAUUUGUAUCUUAUUAAUGUCUUAUCAUAAACCAAAAAAAAACAAUGAUCAAUUAGUCUUUGAUUAUCAUUUCUCGAAUUCAUUUUCUCCUUCUCCCCCCCCCCCCCAAAUAUUGAUUCUAUUCCAUAUAUCUAUGUGGGAUGUUUUAUUGGAUCAAAAAACUGAGAUCAAUCAACUUUGUCAAAUUCUUUUCAUUCAUUUUACUUAUGUCACAAUGAUCCAAAUGAUGGUAACAUUUAAUUAUGAUGUGAUGAUUUUUCUUUUCUUUGAAUAAAUCAAACCUAUUCCUAGAUUUCCUUAUGUUUAGAACCUUAAAUUUUGAUGGCAAUUACACGUAAUUAUGCAAAUAAAUAUACAUAUACAAUAUACAUUUUCAACUU